CCUAUUUUACCCCGGAUGUCGCAAAGGCGUUAAGAACCCGCGCACGCUUGAUCAAUUUAACUAUACUCCUCCGCCUUGCUUCUCCAUUCGUCGUCGUCUCCGAUCGAUCAAGGAGUUGCGGUUUUAGAUUUUCUUCCGCGAAGAUGAAGCCGGUGCCGGUGUUCGUCGGGAACAUCGCGUACGGUACUCGCGAGUCGGAACUGGAACGAUUGUUCGGAAUUUACGGGAAGGUGGAGCGAGUUGAAAUCAAAUAUGGGUAUGGUUUUGUGUAUUUUGAAGAUAAAUGGGAUGCUGAAGAUGCAAUCCGCAAGCUUCACCGCUACCGUUUUGGAUAUGAGAAACGCAGCUUAUGGGUCGAAUGGGGGAGGGGUGAAGUCAGCAGCAGGCAUGAUGAUGGGUCAUAUCAGAAGCCUACAAAGACAUUGUUUGUCUGCAACUUCGACCCCUUUAAAACAAAAGAGAUCGACAUUGAAGAGCAUUUUAAACCUUAUGGUAAAGUCGUCAACGUACGUAUCAGGAGCAGCUACUCAUUUGUUCAGUUUGCAACUCAAGAAGAUGCUACAAAAGCCCUUGAAGCGACUCAAAGAAGCCAAAUAAUGGGCAAGGUUAUCCAUGUUGAGUAUGGCUUAAAAGAUGACGAUGAAAGAGAUGAUCGACGUGGUGGUCGUAGUCCGAAGAGAUCUCUUACCCCUGCGUACCAUAGCCGUCGAAUUCCUGAUUAUGCUCGUCCUCGAAUCCCUGAAUAUGACAGACGCAGGAGUCCAUCAGCUUAUGACCGACACAGGAGCCCAGCAGCUUAUGACAGACGCAGGAGCCCAGCAGCUUAUGACAGACGCAGGAGCCCAUCAGCUUAUGAACGACGCAGGAGUCCAGCAGCUUAUGACAGACGCAGGAGUCCAGCAGCUUAUGACAGACGCAGGAGUCCAUCAGCUUAUGAAAGAAAUAGGGAUCCAGAAGCUUAUGACAGACGCAGGUGUCCAGAUUAUGGACGUAGGAGUUAUGGUUAUGGUAGUCAAAGGAGUCCUCGUUAUGACAGAUACAGAAGUCGAUCUCCAGUGGCAGUUCCAAGCGGAAGAAAAGCUGAAGAAGAAUAUGAAGAAUGCAGAACCAGAAGCUACCAAGAAUGUUUGUGACACAAUGGUAUCUCGGCAGUAGAAGGGUAGAGUUCUAGUGUGCUUCU
Messenger RNA from Raphanus sativus (radish), 1180 nucleotides. RefSeq names its product serine/arginine-rich splicing factor RS31. Gene Ontology annotation, molecular function: RNA binding. NCBI's taxonomy places the organism in Eukaryota, Viridiplantae, Streptophyta, Magnoliopsida, Brassicales, Brassicaceae. The record is from RefSeq and is a predicted model, not a curated record.